UUAAAGAAUUAGGUGACAAGAAUCGUGGUCAGCCAAAAAAUUUGGCUGAAACCAAAGCUCUUUAUGAUAAAUUACUGCAACUGGAUCCAAAUGCAUAUUUCCGACCUGCAACAGAAGAAGAAAAGCAUGAAGAGCAAGGAUUUUUUGAUGAACCUGAAAUUGAGAAAGCAAAUUUUCAGCAUGAAACAUUUCUAAUG
This is a messenger RNA of Racocetra persica, 197 nucleotides long. The record is from the annotation of a GenBank genome assembly. NCBI's taxonomy places the organism in Eukaryota, Fungi, Glomeromycota, Glomeromycetes, Diversisporales, Gigasporaceae.